GGGGGGACAGAGAAAGAAAGUAGAGAAAGAUCAGGGACAAAGGGUGGAACAAACCCACACACAUAGACAACCAGUGAAAGAGGCACACACACACACACACAGAGAACAUUAGUUCGGGAGUGACGAUAUCAGCAACUUGCAGAUUGCCCCUCUGCCCGGUGAAGUGUAAGUGUGCUUGUAACACAUUUCAAAGUGUGGCACAGAAUGCGCCUGGAAUUCAGCUGGAUGUUUGGACUCCUCGCUCUGCUGGCAAUCCUUCUCGUCCUGGCGGAUAUUUCCGAAGUGGAGAUAGAAUUCGGAUUUACAGAAGGAAAGAGAAUCAUGAAGGCAUCCAAAGAAGCUCUACAGGACAAGUGUUUCAGGGGGGAUGUGAUCACAGAUGUUUCAUCCCACACGCCCCAGCAGAAGGCUGGGAAUAAGGAGAUCAUGGGACCACGAGCAAGUCACCCUGAAGUACCCGACUGGAAACUUAAUGCCACGCUAACAGCAAGGAUACGGAAAGACAUUCUGAGGUUUCUGGAUGCAGAGAAGGACAUUUCAGUGCUGAAAGGCAGGCUGAAGCCGGGGGAUAUCAUCCAUUAUAUUGUUGACAGGGACAGGACUCUGAAUAUAUCCUACAGCCUGUACAAGCUAUUACCAAAAAUAUCACCAAUGAAAAAUAAACACUUCAAACAAUGCGCAAUUGUUGGGAAUUCUGGAAUUCUGCUCAACAGUGGCUGUGGACAAGAGAUUGAUGCUCAUGAAUUUGUGAUAAGGUGUAAUCUUGCCCCAGUUGAAGAGUAUGCGCAGGACGUCGGACUGAAGACUGAUUUGGUGACUAUGAAUCCUUCUGUGGUUCAGCGUGCAUUUGAGGAUCUGAAGAAUGAGACGUGGAAGGAGAAACUACUGCACCGGUUAAAGAUGCUGGACGGCGCCAUUCUCUGGAUUCCAGCGUUUAUGGCCAAAGGGGGAGAAGAGCGUGUAGAGUGGGUGAACAACCUCAUCAUAGAGCACAAAAUCCACGUUCAGACAGCCUAUCCAUCACUAAGGCUUCUACAUGCAGUACGGGGGUACUGGCUGACUAACAAGGUCCUGAUUAAACGCCCCACUACUGGACUCUUGAUGUACACACUUGCCACUCGAUUCUGCGAUGAAAUCCACCUUUAUGGUUUUUGGCCUUUUUUUAAGGACCAAAAGGGAAAUACAGUGAAGUAUCACUACUACGACAGUCUGACCUAUGAGUAUAACUCACGGGCUACUCCGCACACAAUGCCACUGGAGUUCAAGACACUGAAAAGCAUGCACCUGCAGGGUGCAUUGAAGCUAAACGUUGGAGCGUGCAAGUUGGCAACACAGGGUUAGAAGGGAGUCUAGGGAAGAGGGAGACUCUCCACCACUAACACUGUGGGAUGAAUGGGAAGAUGGAUGAAUCCAGGUUAUCCUCACGUCGAGGGAAUUGGCCACUGAGAGGACAGACUCAUGUGGACGAGGCGUCGGUGCUCUGAAUGCAUGAGCAUUCGAAACGGGAGUCAAACCUUUUGUAUGAGGAGGGGAGCAGCAACACGGAGAGACCUCCACAGCGCGAUUGGGCUUUUGCGAGAUGCGGCACAGGCCCUCUCUGUCAGGAGAGAUCUCGCUUCUUACGGAGCUGGGUCCCAGCAUCAGAAACUUAAGCUCUUAAGUUUUGAUCAAAUUACGUUUUUCAGUUAAACUUGUGACAGAUUUUGAAUAAACACAGGAAACAUUAUUACUCACCCAAAAUGAUUUAAGAAUUUGUAACAACAGAAAGGCACUUUAAUUGGAAUUUCUGCUGGAGAGAUUGUCUGCCUGUUUCUCUAACUUCAGUGGUCACCUGAAGGUAAUGUCACCAAACUAGAAGAGUGAACAGAGUAAUAGAAAAUCGGAUUAACUGAGUGAGAAUAAUUCAAAUGAGAGAUCUAAAAUCACGAGAUUUAAUCAAGCAGUUGGUGUGCAGUUUCAAGCUGUCAUGGAAUCUGUAAUGGACUAUCACCACAGUUUGCUAGUCUCUGUUGUAAUUCAGGGGCCACAGUUCUGUACGGUACAACCCAGAGUCAACUUCUCCUCUAUUAUGUCUGCAAUUUUGCUCAUUAAAAUUACAAUUGUUAUACAGAAUCUAGAAUUCCCCACAAAAUGCUGCCUAAAACUUGGAAUGCAGGGUCUUUGAAUUCCCUGUAAUAUUGUAUUGCAAUUGAAUACAAUGCAGAAUCAGUGAUUCCCCAGAAUUCUGAUCUGUAAUUCCCAAGGCUCUGUGAUUUCCCCAUAAUGCAGGGUUUGCUUUUCCCCAUUUAUAUAGUCUGUGAUACACAUCAAUACAGAAGCAGUGAUUCAAGCCAAUUAAAGGUGUACACUUCACUAUAAUACUGCGUGCACAGUGCUCUGCAAUAAGAGU
Hypanus sabinus (Atlantic stingray) is the source of this 2389-nucleotide messenger RNA. RefSeq names its product ST8 alpha-N-acetyl-neuraminide alpha-2,8-sialyltransferase 2 (gene st8sia2). Bases 205 to 1341 code for a protein of 378 amino acids. Gene Ontology annotation, molecular function: alpha-N-acetylneuraminate alpha-2,8-sialyltransferase activity. Gene Ontology annotation, biological process: oligosaccharide metabolic process; N-glycan processing. The transcript is spliced from 6 exons. The record is from RefSeq and is a predicted model, not a curated record. Lineage: Eukaryota; Metazoa; Chordata; Chondrichthyes; Myliobatiformes; Dasyatidae.